UGGCACCAUUGGCCUUGAAGGUUAUUUGAAGGUCACAUGAAGGUCACCUUCAAUUUCUUAAAUGGACUCUUCAAGGUCAAACCAAUGGUACCAUGUUAUGUCCCCCUCGAAGCCGUACAACUUUUGUCUGAAACACUUUCUAACAAAACUUUUUCUUAUCGAGAUAUUCGACCGUGUCCAGACUUUUUUAACGCCCAAUAUAUUCGAGUUGGAGAGAAAGGGAAGAAGCAAAGUAUCCAAGCGUAGAAAGAGCAGGGGAAAUUUACACCUAACCUAACCUAACCUAAUCUAAUCUGACAUUAGUGACAGGAUAAUUUGUAUUUGUGACAUCACAUUACUUUGCAAGAAUAUUCGGCUCUCGUUUUGACAUAAGAAGAUAACUGGAAAAAAUGAUUAGAUUAAUGGAGGAUAUUAAUUUGCAAAAUUAUACCCUUAUUUUGCCGUCAGUGGCGGUUGGAAAUGUCGGCCAAUUAUCCGUCGACUUGCUCAUUUCCAAUCUUAACCUUCAAAAAAUUGGACAGAUCUUCAGCCCGGCGUUUGUGCCUAUUGUCGGCGCAAAUGCUUAUCACGAAGGCUCGAGCGAGCUUAUCACGGCGAUUGACAUUUAUGUGGGAGUCAAGGAAUGUGUCGUCGUCCUGCAAAUUCGUUCGCCAUAUGUGGGAGAGUUAACCGGAUUUUUCGAUCACCUGGUGCGAUUUGUCAUUGAAAGAAAAAUAGCUAAGGUAAUAAUUCUUGCAAGCAGCUACGAUUACGAGAAGAGAGAUAUCCAGCCACAGCAUCUUAAAUUGAGAUAUGUCGCUUCUUCUGGCAUACAAUCUGAAAAUGGACAGCUUUUCGAUGAUCUCAGUUGGAUUUCGCAUAAACCAAAAGUUACAUCUGAUACAAGGCAAGAGGGAAAGUUACAGAUACCAGGAGGUGGAUUCGCAAAGAGUAUAUUUAACUUUUUGUCACAUGCCGAUAUUCCUUGUGCCAUCUUGUUCAAAUUCUGCUCCGAGGGAGAUAAUAUCGCGGAUGCGGUAGCCCUGGUGUGCUAUUUAAAUCAAUGGAUACGUGUAUUAGGAACAAAUAGUGAUAAUUUAAAAUAUCCACCAUCUUGGAAACACCUAUUUGGGAAACCGCCGCCACACAAUAUAUAUUAAAUAUAUUGUAAUAUAUCUAAUAUUAUUUUGUUAACUUCACAAUAUUUUUGCCAAGACUAAACAUAAAUUAUAUCCGAUGGAAAGUUUCACAAUUUAAAGUAGUUUU
Molecule: messenger RNA, 1245 nt
Organism: Camponotus floridanus (Florida carpenter ant)
Lineage: Eukaryota; Metazoa; Arthropoda; Insecta; Hymenoptera; Formicidae
Product: proteasome assembly chaperone 2
Exons: 2
Coding region: 390-1139 (249 amino acids)
Biological process (GO): proteasome assembly
Cellular component (GO): nucleus; cytosol
Source: RefSeq, a predicted model, not a curated record